Pyricularia pennisetigena is the source of this 4368-nucleotide messenger RNA. RefSeq lists its product as uncharacterized. Gene Ontology annotation, molecular function: protein binding. The coding region runs from base 1 to 4368 and encodes 1455 amino acids. The transcript has 4 exons. NCBI's taxonomy places the organism in Eukaryota, Fungi, Ascomycota, Sordariomycetes, Magnaporthales, Pyriculariaceae. Gene Ontology annotation, cellular component: GID complex. Gene Ontology annotation, biological process: proteasome-mediated ubiquitin-dependent protein catabolic process. The record is from RefSeq and is a predicted model, not a curated record.
AUGGCUCGCGCCCCUGCCCCGGCGCUUCUUGCCCAGCUCCGAAACGCAAGGUCAUUUUCAGAGCAACAUUCGCUCCUUCGUCAGUUGAAGACCGAGAUCAUCGGACAUGUCCAGCGCCAGCAGAGAUGGGUUGUUCUUGGCAUCCUCGAACCAGUCGUCCAGAUCCUGCGCAGCAGUAGAUCCCAGGCCAAGCCGAAUGGCAAGGACACAAAGACUUACUCUACAGCCUUGAAGCCGCUUUCUGAGGAGGAUUCGGUGCGAUUACAGACAAUCCAGAUCCUCGCUGGCUUCGCACAUGGUGGUCCAACAUUUCUUGCGCCGCUACAUGCUGCCGGCUCACUUCCGGCCCUCCUCGAAAACUUGUGUCCGACAGACAACCAUCCUCGCAUUGUCCUUGCCACUCUCAAAGCCCUUCGAGCCUAUGCCGAUGCUGCCACCUUGGCCUCCGCUGUUUGUCCGAUACAACGAGUGACCUUGGCCGACGAGAUAUUCACCGAACCGCAUCUCGAAUCAAUACGCAGUAUUCUUGUAUCUCCCGGCACGUUUCCCAUCAUCUCAGUCAGCCUGGUGAACACGGCCGCAGGUCUUCUUGGGGCGCUGUGCUUGGAAGAACGACACCAGGUCUCAAUCGCAAACUCUGGUAUACUGGAUGCCUUAGCCACGAAGCUUGCCAGUAUCGUUGUCGCCCGUGGCGAGGUUGUUCCAGGUGCUGACGUCGUUGCGCAGAACGAGGGUCUGGGGGAUUCAUUACCGGAGCCCGCUCCAUAUGGGACAAGCUUGGUUGCAAUACUGGAAGCUAUAAAUGCUAUUGUGGCUAAGUCAAGACUACGGGCUUGUAUGCUCCUGUAUUCACCCUCUAUACUCGCUGUUUUUCCUAGCAUGGACUUCAGGCCGCCAUCCGGGGAACUUCGGGCCACGUGGGAUGCGUUGGAGAGUGUGGGACUGGUCCUAUCACGUCCGCCUGCGCUUGGGGCAGUUGAUCACCUGCUUCCCGCAGCACCGUGCAAAGACAAAGGCCCUGCGUCUCAAUUUCCUGCUUAUCCACCAGUAGCUCCUGCAGCUGGGUCCCACUUCGCGAUUAAUAGGACAAGUUCAAACGCCGGAUGGGAACCUCGCCUCUUUCAGCCUAGUCGUACGGUUGGCGAUAGCGGAGAGGAUGCUGAAGUUCCUCUGAUACCUUGGCUCAUUGCUCUGGUCAGGUCCACAACGGGCAUGGAGAGCUUGCUGGCAGUAUCCGUGCUCACGUCUCUGUAUAAGGCCGGCUUUGCGCACAAGUCCAGAGAGGCAGCUUUGGCAGCACUAGUUGUUCCACUUUUGAUGAAGAUACUCAACGAGAGCGGUGAACACCCUACAACGCCAACUCCUUCGGCCUGGGUGGAUCGCGAAACUGCUGCGCGAUGGACUAUGCAGGAGCGCGCCCUUCUUGUACUGGCCCGUUUGAUUACCGACAGCGAAGUUCUCCAGAAGGCUGCCUUUGAUGGUCAGGCCGUCAAGGCCACAUGUGCGCUGCUGAAGGAGGCUUACGAAUACCUGCCAUCCACGAAGAAUAACCUCAAGUUGUGGAGCCCUACACCCAGAGAGGAUCAAGCCGAGGGCUUUGUGGACGCCAUAUCAGUCACAGAGUCGCAUGCUCAGCUUCCAUUACAUAGGCAUCGGGUACAACUGAGAGAAAAUGCGCUCAAGGCAUUGGCAGCACUGCCCUCCAAGAACGAAUAUCGAAAAGCGAUUUGCGACCAGGACGGAUUUGCCUUCAUAAUCGAGUCUCUCAGCGAGCACCCUACCAAGGUCGCAGGGUCCCGGCCAACGCCCUCUGUGCGCGAACAGCUUGCAAGAACCAAUAACAAAGUCUCAGACGAUGGCAAGGACACCUCUGAGACUGACGCGCAAAACAAAAACCCAACCGAAGUACUCAUCGCUGCUUGCCAUACCAUUCGGAUGCUGGCACGAUCCGUCGCCAUCAUUCGAACCACGCUCCAAGAUUCGGGAGUCACAGAUCCCUUGUUCAAACUCUUGCGCCAUCCAGAUGCGGAAGUUCAGACAGCUGCUACUGCGGCGGUCUGCAAUCUGCUAACCGACUUCAGCCCAAUGCGGGAGAAAUUUCUGGACCUCGGGAUUAUGAAGGUUCUUUGUGACCACGCCCAUUCUGCUACACCCUCACUGAGGCUGAACGCCCUGUGGGCGCUCAAGCACUUGAUUUCUGGGCAGAGACCCGAGAUGAAGAAGACUUGCAUGGAGGUUUUGGAUCCCAACUGGUUGACGCGCAUUAUUGCCGAGGACAUAGAAGAUCAAGCUCUUUUGGACAGGGCACAGGGUGAGUCUAGGCAAAACCGAAACACGCCGGGCGAUACGGCAGCUGCACUGGACGAAGAUGUGGAAAUGGAUCGCCCCGAUGAUGAACAUCAAAGCAGCCAUGGUGACGACACUUGGGGUCCAACUGCACCUCGUUACGACCAAGCCCGACUGAGUCACGAACGUAGCAGGACUGGUAGGCUACGUCGUGCCGAGAGCAAACUGGCCGAACUGCGUGACGUAGAACAGAACCCGGUACGGAAAGCGAGGAAAGAGGACCUUGAGAUUCAAGAACAGGGUCUUCACUUCAUCCGGAACCUACUUGUUACUUCGUCUGCAGGAAAUCACGGUGCGAGCGCAACCGCGGCCGGGCUGGACCAACCUCAGGAUACAGAAGAAAUGGUCGACUAUCUGUUCGAGGUCAUAGGUCAGGAUCGGCUCUUCCACAUACUGUCCACCAAGCUCCGGUCACGGGUCGUGAACCCGUUUAAUCGGAGGGCUUCUGGCCACAAUGGCGACACCUCAGCAGCUCGCGUCGUCUAUCCUCACGUGAAGGUGGUCGAGGCAGUAAUCAACAUUCUGGUUCAUAUCGCAGCAAGCGUGCCCCGACACAGGCAGAUUGUGAUAUCACAGGCCGAUUUGCUACGGCUGCUGGCACCACACUUUUCCAGUAACGACAAGGAAGUUCGAGUGGCGAUAUGCCAACUUCUUAGCAACCUUACGUGGCGAGAUGAUACAGCAGAUGCGACCAAGUCGCAAGAGCGAGCCGACCAGCUUGCUCACUUGGGGUUGGUCGACAGGCUCAAGAGCCUUCAACAACACGACUCGGAGCUUGAUAAGGGUGCCGAACAUGGGCACGGGUCAGCUGGCCAUAGCUGGGCUUUGAGGGGCAAUCCGGUUGACUUUAGUCUCGGUAGAGACGGCACGGGGGACGCUGUGGGUGCUCAAAAUGCAUCAUUACCGCCACCUCAUUACAUAUCACCACCAUUUUACAAUCCUUCCAUCGACAUUGUUGACGAUACGAACAUCUCUCUAGCGAGCACGCCUACCGAAGUACCCGACAUUGAUGCCACUACUCCGGUGCUUUCUGCUUCGUCCAUGGUUCCUAGGCGUCCUCUGACUCGAUACUCGAUUUCCCAACUUCUGAGUUUUGCGGCAUUUGACCGACUAUUGGACAGCGCAGUAAAUAGGCUACUGACGGGACUUCGGCAAGACACCUUUGCCAGCCGGUCACCUUUAACAGGCACAAAUACAAACAUAGUCCUUCAGGCCGCUAUUGAAGACAACAUCGUGGGGGCACACCAUCGCGCUGUUUUCCUCGACCAAAUCGGGAUGUUGCCACCGAAUUGGUCCGAGCGCUGGCCGAACCCAAAUGGCUUUACUUCGAUCUCACACCGGGUCGAACGCUCAUUUUCAAGAAGGUGGACUGCCGAUGGCACAGUACUGCGGCUACGAGAGGGUCACCAUGAAGUCGUCUUGUCUGGCCAGGAGAGAGGGCAGAGCAGCGGAGAUGCCCCGCUACACAAUGUCACGAUGCUUGUGUCCGUAGAACGUACAGGGACGAGGAACAUUGUUCAUAUGCUUGGAGGACGCACACUGGAUGUAGAUGUCGACGACAUUGUAUUCUUGGUUACCGUUGGAGUCGGCGCUAUGCUCGGUUGGGGCAGCGACGUAAACUUGCGUCGCUUCAUUGACGCUCACAUCGAAUCGCUGAUUUGGCGACCAAGACAUCUAGAGACUCGUUCUGCAACGGAUAAUGAUGGGCACGAAGAGUGGGUACCGGUCGAUGAGGGAAACGAUGACAGUGACGAGGAGCGGGUGACAACCUCACCAGGCUUCCCCAGUCGGCACUCACGGUCCGCAUCGAUGCCCGUCAACGGGAGCAUAAGCAUUUCGAAUACGAGGUACCGAAGUGGUUCUUGGACCACAGCCGAUCGGCGACGAUGGCGGCGGACUCUAGCCGGCCUUGAUGCGGUGGCAGGAUGGAUGGGCACAAGAGGCGGCCUGCCAUAUGCGCUGACUGCUGUGCGGCGGGUGCUCGACGAAACUAGAUGGUCUCGUCCAGCGACUCGCCCCUAA